This is a messenger RNA of Exophiala viscosa, 2737 nucleotides long. RefSeq lists its product as uncharacterized. Lineage: Eukaryota; Fungi; Ascomycota; Eurotiomycetes; Chaetothyriales; Herpotrichiellaceae. The transcript is spliced from 2 exons. The record is from RefSeq and is a predicted model, not a curated record. The coding region runs from base 434 to 2566 and encodes 710 amino acids.
CUCGCCAUUGGUGUUCCCCUCGCGAAUUGCUGUUCCACGGCGCCUUUACAGAUGUGAUGGAUCUGGUCAACAUGCAGCUUUCACUAUGUUAAGGCUCUAGACGCCUGCCAAGGUUGCAUGUCUGCCGACAGGGUUUGCCUUCCAUGCAGAGGACCUCCCCAGCUUUCUACCCUUUCCGGCUGGGAGGCUCUCUAUUGAACAUGGCACUCAUUGACAUUUGGUCUGCUGGUCGCUUUCAUCUUGGUUUCCUACCUCUUCUUUCUCAUCCUCCUCCGUCUGGUCUACGGUUGAAAGGUCUCUUUUUCGUGCUUUCUUAGUGAUUUUGGUUUGCUGACUGCACGUAUCUUCAUUUCUACUUGUCCGGUGCAGCUGGUCUGCUAUUCGACCUCAUUCAUUCCUCAUACUGACAGCUGCUGCAACGGAGACGACCAAAAUGUCUAAUCAGGGCUUUUCGCUGUUCCCAACCACUGUGCCUAAGAUCUCCAUCCCAAACCCUCACAGAAAGGCCCCAAGUCUGCACAGUAUUAGCCUAGUGGCUUCGCCAGAAAGCGCCGUCUCGCCCAAUGCAGAGUCAGUGGUCAUCAGAAUGGAAGGGGAGCGGCCACCGCUGCCUCAACUACCGGCUCAUCUCGGUCCUGGAAGAUAUCCCUCCCCCUCACCAGAAGAUAUCGGCCGAGCAGUAACGACUUCAUCUCCCAUCGACGGCAAGACACCUACGCAGCGUGUCCCUCCUCCACCACUACCAGUUACAUAUACACCUUCGUUAUAUGAGUCACCGAAACCAAUGUAUUCGUCUCCGCAAGCAAUGCAAUCGCCGCAGCCUUCAUUUACCCUAGGCAUGGGGUCUGCCACAACUCUCAUCCAGACACAGAAUCUCAUCACGAGAAAGUCUCCGGUAGACCCCUCGCCAGUCGUUCCGAUACGAUCCAUGUUCCCAACUUACGACCCGUCUGUUCAUCUGACAAAGCAGUCGUAUGUGCCUCAACGACCAGUGCCCGCUCGAUUAUCGGGCCUUGGGCCCAUCGGUGCAUUAUCAAGGGAGGACUACAGGAGCAGCCUGUCCAUGCCGUUUGCCGCCUCAGCGCAAAGGACAGCACCAGCAAGUAUCCUCAAUUUCCCCUCGGACGUGAUGAGCGUCAACAUGGGGCCCCGUAUCUCAACCCAGCGAGACUUGGAGAAAUUGUGGGAAGCCUCUCAUGGAACAGAGCCGGACUUUGCGAUCAAAUCGUUCACGCUAGAAAUGGCACGAACAGAAGAAGCAACCUUCAUUUUCGGAUCCCACCCAUCAAUGCCAUUCUACACGCUGCAGACGUACGACAACAACGAGAUCGCCAUCUCCAAAACCUGCCCCAGAAAGUCAACAUUGACACGGGACGUCGCUCUGUGUCCCCUCGAACCUUCAUCACGCAGACAGCCGCCCAGUGACGGUCUUGUGGCUUUCAUCUUCCCCAAACUCGCUGCCAUGAUGGCAAUCAACCAAUCUGCCUCGUUAGCCCGGGAACAUAACCUUGCGCCAACAGACCGGGACGACAUCGAAGCUCAAGCUGUCCGCCGCGCCGCCAAACAAGAGGCGUGCAACCUACGAUACAACGCACGGGGUGGAUUCUACGAGCUCGAACAUCCGGCCAUCGGUCGCGGUGCCAUGAGCGGUGAUUUUGCAAUGCAAUCGCCUUUGCCUUCCUCCCCGACCACGAUAAGGAGUAUCACGGGGAAACCCGUUCUGCAUAUCACCGUUUCAACGGACGGCCCCUUACCAACGAUCAGUGUGGUUGACCCGAAUGCCUCGAGGCGUAUGGGCACAAAUCCUUUGCCUCUCACGCCCGUGACGUCCGGCGCCCAAUCGAUCCGCCGACUCUCGACGAUUCCAUUGACAGAUACCACUAGUGGUGGAACGGCGCUCGCAACACUCGAUCUCACAGCUCAAACACUCUUUAUCGACGCGAAUGGGAUUCUAGAGCUCAUGCCCAGCCUAUUCAGUCUCGAUUGUAUCGUGUCCGCGAUACUAGCUGUUGCCGUGACGGACGCUGCGACGAAUCCUGCGAUGGGGGCCAUGGAGAUUUGGAGGCCAAGUCCUGCACCAGCGUCGAGGUUUGGAGGAACUACGAAGAGGCCAGGCAGUGUGAAGAGUUAUGCGGGAAGUGCGUUUUACGCGACGAUCGCGGAGAGAGACGAGGCGGAGGAAGAAGCUAAGUUGAUGCGUGAGACGCAUGAGAAGGAUGUUCGUGGCAGAGGAACUGUCAAGAUGGAUUCGCGGACGUGGUUUGGGUGGAAGAAGGAUGGAGAGCAGGAGAGUGAUGAUGUAGAGAAAGGAGGCUUCAGAGGAAUGAGCAAGGGCAAGAAAGGGAAAACGAAGAAGAUUGUCAUGACGGAGUUCGAUCUCGAGAAGAUGGGACAUUAUCAGUCGGGCGAUCGACAGGGACAGGAGUUGCCUGUGGUCACGAGGAGCGCGUUGGGUGGUUUGGUUGUGGGCUUGAAGUUGCUGGUUUGGGCGUUGACUAUGAUCGUCCAGGUUCUGGCUUGGGUGUUGGUGCAUGUGUCGAGGGCGGUGACAAGUGAGAAGUUUUGAGCUGCUCCUAUGUUGGUUUCAGGAAUGGUGGUGGUGUUCGGGCAGUACUUAAUUGCGUAGGCUGGGUAGGUAAGGUCUUAUCUCAGAUACAAUACCAGUAUAUAGAAGUGGCCAGACUCAUUAGGGUUGAGGUCCAGAUCCAAGAUCAAUCUACAAAUUCCCAAGAGUGAU